Strongylus vulgaris is the source of this 600-nucleotide messenger RNA. NCBI's taxonomy places the organism in Eukaryota, Metazoa, Nematoda, Chromadorea, Rhabditida, Strongylidae. The record is from the annotation of a GenBank genome assembly.
AUGUUGUCGCUGAUGAAGUUUUUUGAUGAACUCAGAGUCCAUCUUCAUUCGCUGCCUUUGAAAUCUCGUCCCGACGUUGCGGAUCGUAUUCGUGAAGCAGUGCGGCAACAUUGCCGAGAACUACGUGUAUCUCGAACAGCUCCGCUUAACAAAUAAAUGGAAGGAGAGAUGCAAACUUUAAUUUUUACAGUAAUCGAAAAUGCGUGUGUGGCUCGUGAAGCGGAACUAUGGAGUUUCAUUGACGUUGCCGCGGAAGUUGCAUUAGAUGGAACCCCUGAUUCUGAUGGAGGAGGCUCGAGUAGUGACAGUAGUGGAAGUGGAAGACGACCGAGACGCAUCCACACUUUUCAUGGAACCACUGGGCCGUCGGACGAUCAUGCUCCAUCGACAUCGGGCAAAGAAAAAUCGUCAAUCCGAAGGCACACAACAGUACCACGUAUGAGUGUGAGCCAAGAUAAUGCUCCUGGUGAUAGAAGCGAUGAAGAGGAUGAACGAGUUGAGUUGAGCGAAGAACGUCGCGAACAACUUGAAGUCGAUGAGAAGACGCAUCGCUUACCUGUAAGAGUUAGUAUAGAUUGGAUAAAUCUAAGUGAUCUCUAG